AUGUUCGCAAACAGUUGGAAAGUGAUUCUGAUCGUAGGCGCGUCUUAUGCAGUCGCCGAACCCAGCCGCGCUCUCACACUUUACCAAAAACCCCGAACAUACCCCAUGUUCAUCCCGAAAACCCGACGGAAAUUCUCGCGUAUACUUUUCCUCGACGAGCAAGAAAAUCGUCAGGCUUUAGGAUUAGGUGAAAUAGAUUUAACAAAAAAACACGAUUCGAAAAUCAAAUUUGAUGACUCUACUGACUACGAAUUCACUGCGCCGGAUCACGAAGAACCUUUAAACAUUGAUGGCAAUGACAGGUUUUAUGAAUUGCAAAGGCUACGGCCGUUUCCUAAGUUCUAUCAAGGGAGGUUCGGACGUCCCUACGCACCUAGCUUCGCUUUUGACCCUUACCAAGCGUACGCACCACCUAGGACUGGUUUCUAUGGUCCCAGCGUUUUAAAUAGUGGAUGGAAGGCUCGCAGUCCACGCGUUGUGUUCCCGUACGCCCCGGAUAGUGGUUCGAAUUCCGUAAACUCUGUGAGUUCCGUAAACACCGUCAGUUCCGUACAGACGAACUCGCACGGUGGUCCGAACUUCAAUGACAAUGUUGUGUUCCGGGAUCAGAGUUCCGUGAGUUCCGGGAACGAUGUUGGCGCGGAGGAACAAGGCCUUCAGGAUAUUUCUUCCGGUGCAGAUGCUUUUACGGAAAGAGAUGCCUACGACCCACAUCGAGCUCGAAAUGAAAUCAAAAGCAAUGGACAUAACAUAAAUAAAUACCACUACAAACUAAAAAAGCCUAUGUUUAUCCAAACGGAGGUUUUUAUCAAAAGAAACGCAUACGAGUAUCCGAACGCGACUCACGAAUCAGUGCUGCCAGAAUUUAAGCCUAUAACGGACGCACAGAUGAAAAAAAUCAACGAAAUAAUCAAAGAAUUAAGUGCAAAUAAACGAAAUAGUACAAAUGGUAAGAGGAAAGGAAGAGUAUUAGAUAUAGUACAAGUAGCAGAAACGCCUGAAAUAGAACCUACAAAAAUAUAUGAUAAUGAUAAGAAAGAUGUAGACAGUAACUGCUCGCAAGGUGGGACUUGUGAGUUUUUUUUCUACUGCUGGAUGGUUGGUGGUCUUCUAGAUGGUUCUUGUGGAAGUUUACUCAAAGGCUGUUGCCACAGAUUAGCAAAGGCUGGAUUACUCGGCGUACAAGAUUCCAAUAGCAUAGAGUAUACACCAAACGAAGGCAUUAGCUAUGGCCCCGUUAUAAACGAUGAAAGUUGUGGAGUAGCAGUGGGUAAGCAGACUGCUCAGCGUAGAAUAGUCGGAGGGGAUGACGCGGGCUUCGGCACCUUUCCAUGGCAAGCCUACAUCCGGAUCGGAUCCUCCAGAUGCAACAUGCUUAUGUCGAUUUUCGAGCUUAUCGGUUGGAAGCAGUGUUGGAUAGAGAGAUGUGGAGGCUCCUUGAUAUCGCGUCGUCACGUGGUCACGGCUGGGCAUUGCGUAGCGCGCGCACAGCCGCGCCACGUCCGCGUGACGCUGGGCGACUAUGUGAUCAACUCUGCUGCGGAACCGCUACCAGCGUAUACCUUCGGCGUUAGGACCAUCAAAGUUCAUCCGCUGUUCAAAUUCACCCCGCAAGCCGACCGCUUCGACGUUGCCGUACUCACGCUUGAUCGAAAUGUACACUACAUGCCACACAUAGCACCAAUCUGCCUACCCGAGCGAGGGUCAGACUUCCUUGGCCAGUACGGCUGGGCGGCCGGCUGGGGAGCCCUAAACCCUGGAUCGAGACUUCGCCCCAGAACGCUACAGGCAGUUGAUGUGCCCGUACUAGAUAAUAGAGUGUGUGAAAGGUGGCACAGAGCUAAUGGCAUAAACGUGGUGAUCUACCCCGAGAUGCUCUGCGCUGGCUACCGAGGCGGAGGAAAGGACAGCUGUCAAGGCGACAGCGGUGGACCUCUUAUGUUGGAACGCGCUGGACGCUGGUACCUCAUUGGUGUCGUCUCCGCCGGCUACUCCUGCGCAAGUCGGGGCCAACCCGGGAUUUACCACAGGGUGGCGCACACCGUCGAUUGGAUAUCACACGCCACAACACUCUCAUAGCGCUGAACCUACCAUAUUGGUAGAAUUUCAUCCUUAAAUCUCCCGUUUUAGUAGAAAUUCUCCCUAUAC
Messenger RNA from Pararge aegeria (speckled wood butterfly), 2148 nucleotides. RefSeq lists its product as uncharacterized. NCBI's taxonomy places the organism in Eukaryota, Metazoa, Arthropoda, Insecta, Lepidoptera, Nymphalidae. The transcript is spliced from 8 exons. The record is from RefSeq and is a predicted model, not a curated record. Gene Ontology annotation, molecular function: serine-type endopeptidase activity. Gene Ontology annotation, biological process: proteolysis. The coding region runs from base 1 to 2079 and encodes 692 amino acids.